UAAUAAAGAAAAAGCUGACCAUACCAAAAGCUUUAUGGCUCCUUCAAAGUAUAUGAGCAAAUAUGGGAAUAUUAACGAUCAUGAAUAUUCUUCGAGAAUGAUAAAUAAAAUGACAACUUUUUACUCAAAAUAUAAGAAAGAGACUUUGAAAGGCAGAAAUGACAAAUUAGAAAUAAUUAAGCCAAAUUCAAAGUUCAAAUCUUUAUCUCCUUCCCCUCUUGGUCACUUUGACCACUCAUCAAUUAUGCUAAAUUUCUGAGAAAAUGAGACGAUAAAAUAAGGAAAUGUUUAAAAAUAUUAAGAACAAGAAGAGGAUAAACAACACUAUUCACAGAUAUUAUGCGCAACAUUUUCAACCGAAAAGGAGUUUUAAAAGGUCAAAGAACUACUCAACUGUUGAUGCUAGGCUCAAUGAGCUUGACACCCCAGAAUUUCUGGAGAGGAACAAAAAGAAAUCAGACGUCUUUCUAAUGACAUGCACCAAAGUGUCCGAUCCUAAGAAGUGGAGAAAGAUGAGCACGUCCAGCCAAAACCAAUAUAGCAACCUGAUAGACGAUUAUAAGUAAAAAUGAGUCUAAAAAUAUGAAAUUUAACCCAAAAUUCGGCAUGAUGAAUAUGAUGGAGAGAAAGAAAGAAAGAGAACUACAAUAUCCCGAAGAGUUUGGAAGCAAACUUCAUUAUAAGCUGCAUAAGCCUAAGUAUUAUAAUUUAUUGAAUAAGCCAUGGUCACCAAAACCAGGGAAGUCACCUAUUAUUCAAAAUCUUCAGAAGUUAAUACUAAAUGGAUCAAGAAGAAAGAAAAAUACGAUAAAAAAAAAGCAAGCAAAACAAAGUGACUUGCAUGAAAAGUCUUCAGAUUUUACAAAUACUGGGACUGAGCCCAAGUGUUACACUCAGAACCCAAGGUUUGGAUCUAAUUCAGGGACACACAAAGAAAUUAGACUGAGCACGAUUCUACUUGGAGCCCCAAACAAGUUGAACAGCUUUGGAUCAUUUGUAAAUUCAAAGGCGAUCGAGACACAAGAAGAUAUUAUCGGCCCAAAGAAAGAAGUGAAGGUGGUUCUUCCUAAUAUUGACUUGAAAUAGUUCCAUUUUAUUCCCAA
Messenger RNA from Moneuplotes crassus, 1103 nucleotides. The record is from the annotation of a GenBank genome assembly. NCBI's taxonomy places the organism in Eukaryota, Ciliophora, Spirotrichea, Euplotida, Euplotidae.